Molecule: messenger RNA, 1436 nt
Organism: Ceraceosorus guamensis
Lineage: Eukaryota; Fungi; Basidiomycota; Exobasidiomycetes; Ceraceosorales; Ceraceosoraceae
Exons: 2
Coding region: 117-1286 (389 amino acids)
Source: RefSeq, a predicted model, not a curated record
CUUGCGUUCUCGUCCCUACUCAUCUCAUCCGUCCGCUUGUCUUAUCCAUUCUGCUACCUUGACGGUACACCGCAUCCAUUCCCGACAACGACCCCCUCGACCUGACCAUUCACAUCAUGAAGUUCACUCUGCCUCUCCUCACCGUGGUUCUCAUUGCCACCAACGCUGUCGCAGCGCCCAUUCCUGGUUACGGUCGACGUGCAUCCGACAAUGCAUCCAACAACAACGUUCUCGUUUCCGGUCCUACGGUGGAUGCACAAGGCAAGACUCACGAUGGCACCAUCACCAAGUCCGACAAGACUGCCAUUGUCGGCGCUUCCAACGACUUGACUGGCGCUCAAGGCCAGGUCAUCAACGCUCGUGAAUACAUGCCCUUUCACGGCGACCGCACUCGCGAAUCAAUUCAUCGUCCGCGCAGCGUAGCGGAGCAAGCGUACAUCAUGUACGAGCGCAGAAGCUCCUACAGCGUGCAAGGCCGCGGUAUCGACGUCGUCGGCGCCAAAGUCAAUGCGGAUGGAUCUGUUGAAGAGGGCAAGAUCGUCGACAAUGGUCUCGAUCACGACAACGUCAUUGGCAGCAAAAACGAACAGAGUGCGGCUGCUGGCUCGCCUGUAAGCACCCAUUACCGCCGCGGCACCAGCGUGGUCGGACCCAAGGUCCACGCCGACGGAUCCAUUGAAGAUGGCAAGAUCGAAGAGAACGGUCUCGACCACGACGACGUGAUUGAUAGCAAAAACGAGAUGCAAGAGAAUGCUGCUGCUGGCGCGCCCGUACCUGGUCAGUAUCGCCGCGGCACCAGCGUAGUCGGACCCAAAGUGCACGCCGACGGUUCGAUCGAGGCAGGCCAAGUGGGAGAGAAUGGUCUGGACCACGAUGAAGUGGUGGGUGCCGAGGACCAUGUUCAACACGAAGCUGCUCAGCGAAGAGGCACAUUGGUCAAAGGCCCAGUGAUCGAUGCUGAUGGCACGGUGCACGAAGGCAAGGUGGUGCAGAUCGAUGGACCGGACCGCGUCGAGCCUGCAGAGGAUCACAGAACUGGACCUACCGGCGCGAGCGCGCCUCCUCCCUCUACACCUCCUCCACCUCCUCCCUCUACAAACGCCGCCGACACGACGACGCCCAAGAAGAAAGUCAAAUCCAACAUCAAGGACACAGUUCACGUCAGCAACCACGACCAGACAACCAAUCACUCCGAGACGGUCACUAAUGAUGGUGCGAAUGUAGACAAGGGCGAAGAUGCGGGCGAAUCGACUCAGCUCGCUGCUCGUCGCCAACAGCUCGAGUAAGAUGAUUGUCCCCCUCCUUCAGGCCAUAGAGAUGAGAGACUCUUUCGUGUGCUCGCAGGCACGAGCCACGAGCAAUCCCUAACGACUGCGACGGCAAUGGAACGAGCCUUUUGCUUGACAAUCGAGUGUUGUGUGGUCCGUGGCGCUCUC